AUGCGACAACGGCUGGUGAACGUGACCAGCCACGACGGAGACGCGUCCUCGCCCACAUCCGAAGAGGAAGACGACGACGACUCGGAGGAGGAGAAGUACCUGAAGGUACCUUUGGAGUUCCUGCCCCCCCGGAACGAGCCGGUCCCGGUGCUGGGGACGCUGAAGAAGCCCCUCGAGAUCACCGGACCCUCAGGCUUCGGCGUCCUCUCGGGCAAGACCGAGCUUCACCCGAACGGGAGUCUUCACUUCCACCCCGACGAAGACCUCGCUUCGGAGGGAUUCCUCACGGUGGUGAGCGUGGUGACGACGAUCCGAUCCGUGAUCGGCGGGGUACCGGCUUCUCUCCCGUCGACGAAAGACGAGGACACCCAGCUCCUCCCGAGGGAUUCCCCCGAGAAACGCGGAGAGGGAUCCACGCCGGAUCCGGUCGCGACCGCGACCGCGACGACGGUCGAGUCGAGCGAUAAGGAAACGACGAGGAUUUCCACCUCGACCUCUCGGACGCAGGCAUUAAUACCGUGGACGAUCGAGGAGUCUCUCCCGACGACGAUCGGACCGACGGAAACGACACCGGCAGCAGUAACAAUUACGAGCGAGGCAUCACCCGAGUCGAAAAGCGGAGGACGAGCGUUGGCAGAGAGGAUCCAGACAUCGCUAAACCUCUUGGAAGUCCCUCUAGAGAAAGAAAUUCGGACCGCAUCGGACGCGACGAAAGACACGGCGAGCCUCUCGACGCAGACGUCAACGGCGCCAGCGGUCCAGACCGAGGAGGAGAGUCUCCGACCCACGACGCCGGGAUCUCCGACCCCAGGGACCGAAGCCCCAUCCUCGUCUCCGAAGGACGAGAACGGGCGAGAGGAGUCGACGACCCUUUCCAUUGGAGACGUCAAAUUUGAACAGUUUGAGACCGAACGACUGCCCCCAUUCGUAGAGGAGAGUGACCGAGAGACGAGUACCGUGUCUCAGGGAGAGACGAUGUCCCAUGGAGCUGAGACGGGGCGAGAGGAGACUAGAAGCACCUCCCUCGAAGGUGCGCAUUUCCAAGAGAUGGGAACCAAAUCCCCAUCCCUGUUCGAAAAGGACGAGAGCGGGCGAGAGGAGACGACGACCACGUCACUGGGAGACAUCAAAUUCGAACAGGUGGAGACCGAACGACCACCCCUAUUCGUAGAGGUGAGUGACCAACCGCCCCCAUUCGUAGAGGAGAGUGACCUAGAGACGAGUACCAUGUCUUUGGGAGAGACGAUGUCCCAUGGAGCUGAGACGGGGCGAGAGGAGACUAGAAGCACCUCCCUCGAAGGUGCGCAAUUCCACGAGAUGGGAACCGAAUCCCCGUCCCUGUUCGAAAAGGACGAGAGCGGGCGAGAGGAGACGACGACCAUGUCACUGGGAGACAUCAAAUUCGAACAGGUGGAGACCGAACCACCAUCCCCGUCUCCAAUGAACGAGAAUGGACGAGAGGAGACGACGACCCUUUCCAUUGGAGACGUCAAAUUUGAGGAAGUCGAGACCGAACAACCGUUCGUGAAGGAUGGGAGUGGGCGCGAGGAGACAAAAACUUUCCCUGAAGGUGCGGGAUUCCAAGAUAUGGGGAACGGACCCCCAUCCCCAUUAGUGAAGGACGAGAGCGGGCGAGAGGAGACGACGACGCCCGUGUCCCCGGGAGGCAUCGAAUUCGAACAGGUGGAGACCGAAUCCCCAUCCCCGUUCCCCCCCGACCCCGUCUCGUCACCGGAUGAGAGUGGGAAAGAGGUGACGACAACCGUUUCCUCGGGAGACGUCAAAUUCGAACAAGCGGAGACGGAAAAACUACCCCUAGUCCCGAAGGAUGAGAGCGGACAAAGGGAGACGACGACCGCAUCCCCGGUAGACGAAAAAUUUCAGGAGACCGAACCACCCCCCUCCUUCCAAAAGGAGAGUGGGCGAGAGGAGACAAGAAGCGCCUCCCUCGAAGGAGCGGAAUUCCGAGAGACGGAAUCCCACCCACUGACUCUAAAGGAUGAGAGCGGAAGAGAGGAGACGACGACCAUGUCCCUGGGAGACGUCAAGUUUCAAGGAUCUCUCGAGACGGCGACCCCCAGCGAUCUCCACGAAUCGGUUUCAACCGCUCGAGCGCAGCCGCCAUCGACGCAAACGGCAACAGAAAGCUCGACUACGAGAACACGACCACCUACGUCCACGUCGACGGUAGAAUCGACAUCGCCGACCCAAACGGAAACGACGAAUCCAGCGGUGCCGGACGAAUCGACAUCGCCGACCCAAACAGAAACGACGAAUCCAGCGGUGCCGGACGAAUCGACAUCGCCGACCCAAACGGAAACGACGAAUCCAGCGGUGCCGGACGAAUCGACAUCGCCGAUCCAAACGGAAACGACGAAUCCAGCGGUGCCGGACGAAUCGACAUCGCCGAUCCAAACGGAAACGACGAAUCCAGCGGUGCCGGACGAAUCGGUCGCCAGAGACGAAACCCAGAAUUCGGAGCAGACGACCGCCGAGUCGGCUACAACGAGCACCACUCUACCGGAUUCCGAGGCGUCGGACUGGGUUCGAGUCGUCCAUCUUCACGGCCCGACGGUAGAAACGUCGGCACCGACCGAAAGCGACGGAAACCACCCCAGAGCGACCACCACCACCACCGGAGCGACCACCACUACCACCGGAGCGACCACCACCACCGGAGCGACCACCACUACCACCGGAGCGACCACCACUACCACCGGAGCUCCCCCGAUCCCACCCCCCGAACGCUUCCUAGAAACCCUCUCCGAGAUGGGAAGCGCACGAAUCUUGAAGGCCCUCCUACAGGUGCUGAGACGAAACGCAACCGUCCCAGAACCCCAACCUCAGACGAAGGAGGUCGUCGACCGAAUCUGCUUCCCCCCCGUCCCCGGCUGUCCCUCCGUCCCCCGCUCCCGCAUUCCCGUCUCCUUCGCCUUCCUCGGCUCGUCCUCCGCUCCCCACCAGAACUCCCGUUUCCACCCUUUCCUCUGA
Molecule: messenger RNA, 2991 nt
Organism: Darwinula stevensoni
Lineage: Eukaryota; Metazoa; Arthropoda; Ostracoda; Podocopida; Darwinulidae
Source: the annotation of a GenBank genome assembly